AUGUCGUUAAAUGCUGUUCAAACCAAAGCGUGUGUGGAUGACGAAUCAGUGGACUGUGCAAGAUUGAAUUCUAUCUUUAGCAUCUGUAGUGACGUAGCACACGCUAAAAGCGUUUGUGCAAAAUUCUGUGGACUCUGUAUGGUUGACGGAAAUUGGACUUUGUGGUCAACAUGGAGUAAAUGCGAUGUUACCUGUGAAAAUGGACAUCAAACUCGGACUCGAACCUGCACUCAUCCGGCACAAAAGAAUGGCGGCCUUAAUUGUGUUGGAGACGGGAUAAUGACAAAAGUUUGUAAGAAAGAACAACCAUGCCCUGUUCAUGGCGGGUGGAGUGAUUGGUCAAAUUGGGGCACGUGCUCAGUAACAUGUGGCAUGGGCUUGCAACGUCGCACAAGGACAUGUUCUAAUCCACCGCCAAUUCUCGCUGGAAAUCAUUGUUUCGGAGACAGAUCUGAAACACAACUUUGUAUGCCUUCACCAUGUGCAAACGGCGGUUGGAGUGACUGGACUUCAUGGAGUUCAUGCAGUGCAACUUGUGGCGGAGGAAUAAGAACUCAAACGAGGUCAUGCUCGAAUCCUUCCCCAUCACCAUACGGACAAAGUUGUGUAGGAUCAAAUGACAGAGUGGAGUCCUGUGCUAAUAAUAACUGCGGUAUGACAUUUGACUGAGAUUGAUUACAAGAAAACAGGACGUUUCAGUCACAAACUGAAUCUGCCACAAUGUCUCAAUUUAUUUUUACUUAUAUACUACGAAAUGUUUGUUGCAUACAGCAUGUUUAUACUUUUUUGAACUUAUACAAAGUGGGACCGAUAUAUCUUGGACGGAAACGUCUUGGAGUCAAAUUGACGCAAAAUCGCU
This is a messenger RNA of Ruditapes philippinarum (Manila clam), 859 nucleotides long. RefSeq names its product thrombospondin-1-like. The record is from RefSeq and is a predicted model, not a curated record. The transcript is spliced from 5 exons. NCBI's taxonomy places the organism in Eukaryota, Metazoa, Mollusca, Bivalvia, Venerida, Veneridae. Bases 1 to 669 code for a protein of 222 amino acids.